AUGUCAACUCGUAAAUGGAUAUUGAUGGACAAAUUGUCCUCUACACAUUCUCAAUACUUGAAAGCUAGUUUAUAUUCUUAUUUCAAUGUUCAGAAACCUCUAGGCAAAUUCUUACCAAAUGGGUAUCAUUUAUUAUAUUUCAAUCCAAAACAUGAAGAAACAGAAUUAUCAAAAGAUGGAUAUGAUUCACAUCAAGAACCUAAUGAUUUCCAAUUCAAGAGGAGGUUAUGGGCUGGUGGGAAACUAGAUUUCAUCAAACCAAUUGAAUAUAAUCAAGAAUCUGUCUGUGUUGAAUCAAUAUUAGCAUCUAAAAAACUUGGAAAUAAUCAUAUAAUAACUACAGAAAGAGAAGUUAUAUCACAAGGUGAUAUAUCAUUGAUAGAAAAAAGAACAUUAGCAUAUACAACAGAUUUAUACAAGAGAUUAGAACCUCAAUAUUCAAACAAGAUUCCAUUAUAUACACAUGAAUUAAAACCUACGGAUACAUUACUUUUAAGGUAUUCAGGUUUAACUUUCAAUUCCCAUAAAAUACAUUAUAAUAAAACAUAUGCUAAACAAGAAGGUUAUCCAACAACAUUAGUUCAUGGUCCACUUUCAAUAACGUUAUUAUUAGAAUGGGUUGAUUCAUUAUUUGGGGGAUUAAUUAUAAAAUCUUUUCAAUAUAAGAAUAUUGCUCCAUUAUUUGCCAAUGAAACUUUGAAACUUGCAUUAUCUGAGGAUUCUCAUAAUAAGUUUAGUGUAUGGAUUGAGAAUUCCCAAGGUGAAUUAUGUGUUAAUGGGACAAUUGAAGUUGAAGAAAUUCAAUGA
This is a messenger RNA of Hansenula ciferrii, 807 nucleotides long. RefSeq names its product hydroxyacyl-thioester dehydratase HTD2 (gene HTD2). NCBI's taxonomy places the organism in Eukaryota, Fungi, Ascomycota, Saccharomycetes, Phaffomycetales, Wickerhamomycetaceae. Gene Ontology annotation, cellular component: mitochondrion. The coding region runs from base 1 to 807 and encodes 268 amino acids. The transcript has a single exon. Gene Ontology annotation, molecular function: (3R)-hydroxyacyl-[acyl-carrier-protein] dehydratase activity. The record is from RefSeq and is a predicted model, not a curated record.